AUGGAAGAGUGCUGCGGCUAUUUCGCCGCGUUCGUCUCGUGUGUCGCCUUUGGAACCUUCGCAGUUCCGAUCAAAUGUGCAGCCGUCCGCAAGGUCGAUGUGGAUCCUCUCGUCUUGCAGACUUACAAGAUCGGCAUGACGUUGCUUACGAGCUGGUUGGUCUUGCUCUUUGGUGUACCCUUCACUUUUACUCCUUGGGGUUUUGUUUCCGGCUUGUUUAUGGUCCCGGGGGGCACUGCGGGGUACUUUGCCGUCCAGAACGCAGGUAUGGCUGUAAGUCAAGGCAUAUGGUCGAGUCUUAAAGUAUUGGUCGCCUUUUGUUGGGGCAUUUUGAUUUUUCAUGAGCCUGUCCAUUCCAAGCUGGGGACCACCCUAGCGAUCGCGCUGCUCAUGGUGGGAUUGGCCGGCGUGAGCAUCUUUGCUGCUCCACGGACUUCAACGUCGUCACCACAAGAAGAGCCGCUACUCCCGGAUGUGGAAGAACAAAACCAGCCGGAAAUUGUUGACAAUAAGGACUAUUUGGGCUUUCUGAAACGGAGACACGUUGGCUUACUUGGUGCCGUAAUCGAUGGGGCUUACGGUGGCAGUGUUCUGGUACCGAUGCACUAUGCGGGCCCCAAAACAACGAACGGACUUUCGUACGUUAUGUCCUUUGCCAUUGGUUGCUCAUCCGUCGUGACCAUGGUUUGGGUUUUGCGUCUCCUUUUCAACAGCGUUCAGGGGCAAUCUCUCCGCGUUGGGUACGAUCGCUUGCCGUCGUUGCACGUCACAACAAUAGGGCCGUAUGCAGCCUUGGCGGGGCUAAUAUGGAGUUUGGGAAACGUGAGCUCAAUCUUGACGGUGGCGUUGCUGGGCGAAGGUGUGGGCUACAGUAUUGUGCAAAGCCAGCUUUUGGUGGCCGGUCUCUGGGGCGUGUUUUGGUACAAGGAGAUUCGUGGCAUGCGAGCCAUUGCGAGUUGGUUCACCUUUGCGGUGAUCACGGUUGCGGGUAUUGUGAUGUUGUCUCGGGAGCAUGUACCCGUACCAGCGGAAGCCCCGUGA
Phaeodactylum tricornutum CCAP 1055/1 is the source of this 1041-nucleotide messenger RNA. RefSeq lists its product with no specific name. Bases 1 to 1041 code for a protein of 346 amino acids. Lineage: Eukaryota; Bacillariophyta; Bacillariophyceae; Surirellales; Neidiaceae. Gene Ontology annotation, cellular component: membrane. Gene Ontology annotation, molecular function: carbohydrate transmembrane transporter activity. The transcript is spliced from 2 exons. The record is from RefSeq and is a predicted model, not a curated record. Gene Ontology annotation, biological process: carbohydrate transmembrane transport.